Messenger RNA from Scleropages formosus (Asian bonytongue), 6161 nucleotides. It is a transcript of the gene plekha6, whose product is annotated as pleckstrin homology domain containing, family A member 6. NCBI's taxonomy places the organism in Eukaryota, Metazoa, Chordata, Actinopteri, Osteoglossiformes, Osteoglossidae. The record is from RefSeq and is a predicted model, not a curated record. Bases 180 to 3743 code for a protein of 1187 amino acids. The transcript is spliced from 27 exons.
AAGAGCCAUAGCAUGCGUUCUCAAGGAGAGAGGGAGAAAACACAGCGCAGCAAUUUCAAUUUCCAACAUCCUACAGCAACAGCAAAGGGCUCUUGUCUUUUCCUUGGGGUCUUGUCCUCAACUUCCUCUCUCUCUCCAUGUGCUUUCUUAAGAGUAUUCUAUGAUUGAUCUGGGGAAAAAUGCUGAAGUUCCGCGCCGACAGGAGAGUGAGUCAGAAUGACCAAAAUGGUACAGUCGGGUACCCAGUAAUUCAGAGUCCUUUGGAGGAUACCCGAAGACUACAGAAAUACACUCAGAGCAUGGCGCUGGACAUGAACGGGAAGGCAGCAGGGAGGGGCGACGCCAACUCCAACAGCUUUGCCACGGUGUCCGACCUGUCCCCGGAGUCACAGCUCAAUGGACGGGCACCUCGUUCCUCAAGGAAAGCUGCCACAUUUGGAAAGCGCUCCAACUCCAUGCGCAGGAACCCCAAAGCGGAGAUCAGCAAGCAAGGCUGGCUCUACAAGCAGGCAAGCAAUGGAAUGAAACAAUGGAACAAGCGUUGGUUUGUUUUGACAGACCGCUGUCUCUUCUAUUACAAAGACGAGAAGGAAGAAGGGGUCCUGGGGAGUCUCCCACUGCUUGGCUUCCGGAUCAGGGUGGUCCAGUCCACUGACAAUAUCAGCCGAAAGUACGCUUUUAAGGCCUACUGUAUAGACGCCGAGGAGGCAGGCAGUAACAGGAGUUCAGCCUUCUGCUUACAGGCUGAACACGCCGGCAUCCGCACCUACUAUUUCAGUGCUGAGACCCUAGAAGAACAGGAGGACUGGGUGCAAGCCAUGAGUGAAGCCGCACGUAUGCACAUCCCACCUACAGAGAGGAACAACUCAGAGAAAAUCCCCCCAGAAGGAGUGAACAGUGUGGCAGCGAUCAAAGGGGCAGAACAUCACCAGCGUGGUGAGGGCGGUGGUCAGAGAAUGGACCACAGGGAAGCAGGCAAGCAAGAGGACAAGUAUGAGAUCAAUGGAGGGGAGCCUAAGGAAGCAACUGUACCCAACACACCCACAACACCAGAUCUGGAUGGCAGGACCAGAGUCCCCCUGCCCAAUGGUUGGGGCAACCAUGGAGCCCCUCAGAUUUCAUCCCUCCAUUCACAAGAGUCUCAAGGGCAGCGGGAGAACACUGUGUUGCGCAGGGGCUUUGUGCCACGGACACAGCCAGAAAGACUGGCCCAGAGGAAGAGUUCCAUGACACAGUUGCAACAAUGGGUGAACCAGCGUAGAAGCAUGGCUGCACAGGAGGACCUGCGCAGCCCUUCACGCUACUACACUGUGAACCGGGGUGUGUCAGCAGACUACUGUGGUGUGUAUGGUGGUGGCCCCCCAUAUAUGGAGGAAUACCCACUAUACCCCCCAGGUGUACGACCAGACAGCAUCUGUUCGGUGUCAGGGGGCUUUGACAGGCUGCCAGCCCGCUGGGCAGCAGAGGAGCGUCGGCGCUCCUUGCGGGAUGGCCCCCUGUGUGGACGUGAGCCUCAGUGGGCAGUGCCACCACCGACCACCCCUUCAGGUUACUAUGCCCAGCUGGAAUCAGCCCAGAGCUCCAUGCGGCGUCUGUCCAUGCAGCCACGCUCUCGCUCUGUACCACGUUCCCCUUGCGGGUCCUCUCCAGGGCCCUACUCUCCUGGGCCCCACAACUUUGCCUCACCUGUUCGCUCGCCCAGUGCUCGAUUUGACCGUGGCGCCCCUGGCCGGCACCGUGAAGACCCCAUCUAUGCAGACCCAUCCAUCUAUGGCCUCAGGAGAUCUCUCAGCUCACCUAAGUAUGAGUAUCCUGGAGACCGCCGAUCCAUAAGCCAAGGAAUUUACCACUACAAAUAUCCUGGAUCACCCUCCUUACAUGACAAGAUGGAGGACAUUCUAGAUGUUCAACUGCAAAGGAACCUGGAGUACUUGGACCAGCAGGUGACAGAAGGGGAUCACCUGAUUCGCAUGGUCACCAGAAUGGUGGAGAACUCCUCACCCAAAGCAAAGCUCUACACCCAAGUUCCCCAAUUCCAUGAUGUCUACAGAGACAUGAACUCCACCCUUCGGGACAAUGAGAUAGAGAAACUAUUGGGUCGUCUCUGUGAACAAAACCGACUUCUGAAAGACCAGGAGAUGGUGGUUCAGCGCCUGCGGAUUGAUAAGGACAGCCUGGAGGCAGCACUGGUCAUCACACACCAGGAGCUAGAGGUGUACAGGAGUCAGCCUUCAGUGGCCAGCAAGCUGCAGAUAAAGAAGGAAACACUGCAGAACCAGCUUAUCAAUAUUCGUGGGGAACUGUCCCAGGCUUCCAGUGCCCUGACUACCACUAGAAUGGAAUUUGAAGCACUGGAGGAUGAGGUCAAUGUUGUUCAUGGUGAUCUCUGGGAACAACUGAAUGCUUGCGGACAGAAUGAGCUUCUACAUCGGCAUAUCCAGAAGCAGUUCUGGAGGGUUCAGGAUGUCCUUGAGGGACUACACAAAAACAACCCAUCUCGAGGUACAGACACUUCCAAGCAAAAAGUAGCAAGUGGCAUGUCGGGCUCCUUCAGCACAAACAGUCCUGCCAGCCCAUUGAGCUCUGUCAGCCUCACCAGCCCCUUAAGCCCAUUUUCACCCAUCUCUGGUUCCCAAGGCUCCCCCACCAAACUGGCAGCCAUGGAGGACAUUGGGCCUCCACGGCCCCCGCUCCCAAAAUUCUACAUUCCCCUGGAAUCCCCCCCCACCAUCCCCCCGUCUGUUCCCCCGCUACCCCUUGAAAACAGCACUUGGCUCCGCAGUAUGGGCCUGCUAUCGGGCAGCCCCGAGGAAGACUACGAUGAAGAGGAGUCAAACCGCAGACAGCACAAAUUUUCUUUCCGGUCUGACACCUCAACGGGGGAGAAAACCAGUGGUGGGGAGCGUCAGGAUUUGGAGCAGGACAGACAAGCCAACACAAACAAAGUUGGCGUUGUCCCACCCAGGACCAAGUCUCCCACAGAAGAGGAGGUGAGCUCUUAUGAUCCUGUCUAUCGCAGAAAUGGCAAAGUUCCCAACGGGAUAUCAAGGGAACGACCAAAGAGUGCAGUGUUCCCAGCAGAAGUCAAGUCCAAGAUGAGUGUGGAGGAGCAGAACGAGAGGAUACGGAGGAACCAGAGCAGCUCUAUGCGGGAUAAGAGGCGGAGUCUGAAUCUCUCCAGCACUCAGCAAAUUGAUGGUUUCAAGUCCUCCAACAACUACAGAGUGGUGCGUCGGAGGCUGACUGCCCAUGAGGUGGACAUCAAAGACCUGGAGGCAGCGGUGCGAGGGGAGGGGGUGGAGUCACCCCGGGAGGAGAUUGCAAGGUUGCGGCGGCUCCAGGUUGAUCCUGACCACUACAAUUUGGACAUUGGAAAACAGCUGUCAGCACCAGAUAAAGUUCUGAUCCCAGAACGAUACCUGGACAUAGAGCCAGAUACUCCCCUAAGCCCAGAGGAGGAGAGGGAGAAACAGAAGAAGGUGGAGCGGAUCAAGACUCUCAUUGCAAAAUCUAACAUGCAGAACAUGAUCCCUCUCCUGGACGGCCCAGCUGAGGGCCCAACAGACCCUGAGCAGCAGUUGCAGGAACAGGAGAAACGGAUUGAGAUAUCAUGUACUCUGGCGGCAGAGGCAUCACGCCGCAGUCGCUUACUGUCGGCUCAGUGCGCCCCUAGCCCUUCAGCCUCCCCCACCAGCCUGGCCCCUCUCCCCUCUGCUGACUCCUCUCAGAUCAUGAAGGUGUGAGUCUGUAAAGCCCAAGCUUUAGCUGCAGUAAAGUUCAAUGGAUCUUCGUUCUGACAUCUUAUGGAAGAAACAGUAAUACAGAUGGAUUAUGGAAUUUCCAUUGCCCCAAAGAAUGUAUUUUUCACUCAGUUAUUUUACUGAUACAAGAAUAAGAGAGAGUUUUGUUUGGAAUUGCAUGACAGCUUUUGAGAAAUACCUAUGGGAUUUUUGAAUGGGAAGUACCAGCCUUCAAACAUUAGAGGGAGCAAUAACAACUUUCAUGAAUCGAAAACUCUACCCUCCUUAGCAUCUACCCUCCUUAUGGCUCGCUGCAAUCAUGUCUUUUCCCCUUGUCUAGGCCUCCCUGUGAUACUUGGCCUAAUGGAAAAAAAAAAAAACAAAUUUAACUUCAGCUUUUUUAAGAUGGUGAUGAUAUGAUUUUCAAAGCUUAAAACUAGCCACAAAGGACCAUGUGCUUACAGUAUCCCUACUGCUCUCAGCCAGUAGUUCUGGAAAUUGUACAGUAUUCCAGCUCAGGGGAUGCUUUGGUGGAGGUUGCACCAGGAAGCUGCAGAUGUCACUUACACAGGUGAAUCAGGGAUGAAACUACGAUGACCACGGUGAGAGGCGCACUUAUGUUACAUGUGGAAAACAUGGAAGCAUGCAGAAGGUUCGGGGAAGUUUUCGGCUUCGAAGGGGCAAGGAAAGGAAGGACAUCUGAGUUGAGCAUUUUUUGUGGUUGAUAUGGUGACAAUUGACUGCAUUGUGAAGUGCACGCUACGCAAGUGUCCAAGAUGGAUUUCCGAUUUCAGUCAUAAUCUUUAGAAGCAAAACUGGCUGGCUCUGAAGGAGAGCUGGCCCUGCCUGUGUUGCCUGUGGCAGGAGUGAAAGGUCAGAUGCUGGAGAGUCUCACCAAGUGGACAGAUGCUUGCAGCACAUAUGCCUGUGAGCACAGGGCCCUUACACUUUCACAAUAUGGGGUUUAUUAUCUUUCCUAAAGGAGUGCGCAUCUAGUGGCCACCUGACACACUGUGACACCCCUUUCAGCAAAGGCAUUUUCCAUUCUUUACAUAGGGCUUCUUUUAGAACAUCAGCUUCUCAUACAUGCACAGCCUGGUACUUCCCUGGCACUGACAGCACUUCACCAUCUCACUGACCAUAGAUAAAACUAUAAAUGUUAUAUAUUUAAAAGAAACAUUUGCCUUUGAAAUGGAUCCUUGACUCUUCACAGCACUACUUCCUCAAAGGUACUUAUCAGUCUUAGUCUGUAAAAAUUUAAGAUUUUUGAAAUAUGGAGGGUGGAUCGUGAUGAAAAGAAGUGACCUUAGAAUUGUAAGUCUGUGAGCUGAAUCAUCUAUCUUUUCACCUCAAUGUAGGCCAAAAGCAUUUAUUACGAUUAUUCAGUGCAACACAUUUCAGGUUAUUCCAUAAUCUCCUGUACAUUCACUGUUUGUGAAGGUACCUGUUGGUUUGUUUUAUUUUUCUAUGUGUAGAUGCUACAUAUUUAAUGUCCAGCUACUGGCACCAUUUAAUGUAUGUAACAAUGUGUAAAUUCAUGUCUAAAAUCAUUACAUCAUUGCUUUAAUAUUUUUGGAUACAAAGUUUGGUACAGAGUUUUAAGAGUAUCAUCAGAGUGUACGUGUAACUUAACAUAAAAAUGGAACAUCUGGCAACCACAAACAACUAAUAACUGUCGUGAUCAAUGGAAUAAAGCAAAAAGAGCACUUCAUCCAGGUAAAGAGAAAGAAGGAGAUGGACAAGCACAUUCCACAUGUUGUUCCGUGAUAACAUAUUAAUUCCAGAGGAGAAUUCUGUGUUUUGACGCAUCCAUGUGUUAUAAGGAAAAUUAUUUUUCUUGUUCUUGCUUGAAGCCCACUUCAUCUGUCUGUGCCAAGUCCCUUGUGGCUGUUCUUGGGAGAAAAACUUUGUCUUCCUCUCCCUUCUGUGUUUUACCCCUUGAAUGUUGUGCUAGUGCACAUGAAAAAGAAAAAAGUUUUCUCUAUGUCUAAAUGUUACUCAAGCUAACAAAAAUGUGUAUUUGUAAUGGCAAGCAAAAAUUACUUAUGAUAAAUGAAGCAGUAUAAUGAACACAUAGAAAACUACAGGUCUGAAUUGAAAGUUAUAUUUCAUCUAUUUUGAAAAAAAUGAGAAUUGAGUUGAACACCAUUCAUCCCAUAUUGUUUAAGGGCUCAUUGUUACUUAAUUGAGGUCUAAGAUUUCAGUUUCAAUGUUCAUAUCUCCUGUUUGGAAAAGAAAAUCAGGAUACAGGAAGUUUAAAAAAAUCAAGCAAUUUCAACUACAAUAUUUUCUGUUUUGAAUUACUAUGAAACAUUUUGAAGUUUAUUAAAAAGUUAUUUCAGGAGAGAAGUAUUAAACUGAGACACGUCCACAUGCACCUGUCAUUCACAAGAACAGCAAUAAAAAAGCCACAAACCUCAA